Molecule: messenger RNA, 1142 nt
Organism: Balaenoptera acutorostrata (minke whale)
Lineage: Eukaryota; Metazoa; Chordata; Mammalia; Artiodactyla; Balaenopteridae
Product: ubiquitin-fold modifier 1
Exons: 1
Coding region: 40-297 (85 amino acids)
Biological process (GO): protein K69-linked ufmylation
Cellular component (GO): nucleus; cytoplasm
Source: RefSeq, a predicted model, not a curated record
CGGAGUUGGCGUGCGGUUUGUGUCCAGACCGGCUGCACCAUGUCGAAGGUUUCCUUUAAGAUCACACUGACGUCGGACCCGCGGCUGCCGUACAAAGUACUCAGUGUUCCUGAAAGUACACCUUUUACAGCAGUCUUAAAGUUUGCAGCAGAAGAAUUUAAAGUUCCUGCAGCAACAAGUGCAAUUAUUACCAAUGAUGGAAUAGGAAUAAAUCCUGCACAGACUGCUGGAAAUGUUUUUCUAAAGCACGGUUCAGAACUGCGAAUAAUUCCUAGAGAUCGUGUCGGAAGUUGUUAAUAUCUGCUGCUUGGAACAUAAAAUCCCCUUCCAGAAUAAAUAUUGGUAUUGUUAUUGUUGUAAAAUUGGAAUCAGGCAUUCGAAAUCCUAUGAAGACACCAAUAGUUGAUGAAGUAAUGAAAGGUGACUGUCUGUCCCUUCUUGUUAUUCACGCUCUUCACAUGAAGAGGGGCGGCUCCUGCGUUGAGGGUGUCAUCACCACGGAAGAUCACAUUACUACCUCACAGCACACACAGGUAGUUCAUUGGGGGUAAAUGGAUUAUCCAGCUGUGUCUUAUAACUGGAGGAUACUUCUGAUCAUUCUUUCUGAGAACAUUUGGAAAAUUAAAGUUUACUGAAUCUUCCUGUUUGUCUUUGAGUUAAAAAUGUAAAAAGAUUUUCAAUCCGUACGUGGUAGUUUGCUUGAUAGCAUCUGACGUGCAGACACAAAAAUAGUUGAAUUCUUCAUUAUAUAUCGUUUAUGAUAAAGGAUCACAUCAAUGAAUAACUAUCUUUUUAUCAUUUAGCUUGUUUUGAAGUUUCAGACUUCUGGAGUUCUUAUAAAUUUUAAUUUAAAAAUCAAAGAUCCAAAAAAUGAAUUUUCGAUCUAGCCCAUUACGUGUAACAUUGGUAUCCCACGCCAAAGAGUUUGAGAUUAAAGUAGAAGCAUCAGCUGCUGAAUUAUGCAUUCCUUUAUUGAUCUCUUUUUUAAAAAAAACCUUUAAAACAGGAAUCCUCAAGAAACCAUCUUUUUGAGGAUAAUAUUUCUAAAUAGUGUUCAGGGAGAAAGUAUUGUUGUAAAGAGGAUCUGACAUUCACAACAGAGCUCAAGGAAAUGCUAAUUGAAAUGCUCACUAAUUCUACUU